Molecule: messenger RNA, 2493 nt
Organism: Menidia menidia (Atlantic silverside)
Lineage: Eukaryota; Metazoa; Chordata; Actinopteri; Atheriniformes; Atherinopsidae
Source: the annotation of a GenBank genome assembly
GAGAGAGUCAUUAAGUCUCGCACAGAGAGAGUUGGUGGAUGCUACGCAUGCUCAGACGCUAUUAUUAGUCCACCCUCCCCUCCUUUUCUCCCUCCUUCCUUCAUCAGGAUGAGGUGGGCUGUCUAUAUAGGUGUUCGGGGAGUGAUGCACGCGGGCAGCAAGUUAUCAUAAAACACAGGUUUUCCUCCAAACCCAGAGGGCAGAGUGAGGCGUGAGGGGAAGGGGGGUGUCCGGCAGAGGUGCGCCACGGUGCCCUUGAGGACAACCAGGACUGCAGCGGGAGAAAAAGAAAAAAAAGGAAGAGAUAGAAGACGAGAGAAGACAAGGACGUGAGGCUGAGAAAUAAAUGACCAGGAAGGAGGUGAUGGAGGUUCUCUGUAAAUGAGACUGAGCACCAGUGAAGUUCAGCCCGGUGUUCUGCUGGUUUGCGCCGCGGCAGAAGAGCAAAUUCUGGAGAUACCAGCUUUAUUCUCUGUUAGCACAUCGUGCAGGUGUGCUGUGACUCGUAUAGCAGCAGAGACGUACGGCUCUGGAAGGUGCAAAAUGGCGAACAUCACCUCCGAGAUCUUAAAAAUGGAGUCCACUCAUCUCCUGGGUAGCUCCAAGAAGAGAGUCAAGAUCCACCCUCACACAGUUACCGCCAAAUAUGCCACGCACGCGCCCUACACCCCCCAGCCUGGAGUACACACCCACUUCCCCCAACCAGGGGACGAUGGCUACGAUGACGCUCCUUCUUUUGAGGACUUUGGAUCGUUCCUGGAGGAGACGUCAGACAAGAAACGUCUGACGGAGAGCAGGAGAUGGCCUUUGACGCUGUUUGGCUCCAAAGAAAAGGAGACGUCUCAUAAACUCCAGGCUACCGGGGGAGGGGAGGGGAGCGAUGCGGGAGCCAAAACGGCAAAGGGCUCCGGAAAAGGGGUCGGGGAACAGCUGGCGAGUUUCGGUGAGGCGUCGGUGUCCGCCUCUCGGCUGACUUGGGCCGGGCUGCUGGGCGCGGCGCUGGCGCACGGCUGCUUGAUCGACCUGACCCGCGUGGCCUCGGAGAACUUCAGCCUCGGCCCUCUGUUCCUGCUCCUGGUGCGCUCCAUCGUUCAGCUCCUGUCCGUGGCUGUCCCGCUGCACAGAAGGGAGAACCCGUUCGGGCCGGAGGGGUAUCGGCUACGUCUGCUCUGCUACGGCGUCACCUACUCCCUCUCCCUGUGCUGCGCCUACUCGUCCUUAACCUUUGUGUCCCCUGGAAACGGCACAACCACUUGGCGCCUGGCAACCACGGCUCUGUCAGCGACCCUCGCCUUCCUCCUCCUGGAGGAGAGACUGGGACUGAUCGAUGGGAUCACCUUAUCCGUUGGGUUGUGUGGUUUGGGGCUGGUCUUACUUCCGACAGCAGAUGAGGCCAACUCAGAUUCCCCGACUGACCCGGUUGCGUUUUGGAGGGGCGCUUUCGGAUGGUCUCUCUCGGCGCUGGCAGGGUUGUGGAUGGCGCUGGCGCUGGUGGGGUUUCGCUCGCUGAAGGACCGGGUGGGAGUGGGCACUGCCCUGUUCACAGUGAGCUGGACAGGCUGCCUGCUCACUCCGGCCUCUCUGGCCCUGCUCCAGGAAGGCUGGUCCUGGCCGACGAGCGCCUCGGCCUGGGCACUGGUCCUCGCUCUGGUGGCCUGCUCGGUAGCGGCCUUCCUGGGAAUGACGCACGCUCUCACCCGUCUCCACCCAGCUCUGGUGUCUGCCUCUCAGAGCCUGGAGAUACCCGUCGCUAUGCUCCUUUAUCUGGCCGUGCUGCCUGCGGUUCCCUCCGCGCCCGAGGUCGUGGGGAACGUGUUGGUGGUGCUGAGCGUGAGCUGGCUGGUGGCGAUGAAGCUGCUUCCUGCUCGGGGUGGCGCGCGGCGCCAGAGAGAGGAAUACGAGGAGAUUCUGGACUCGCCCAUCAAAUAGACACCCCCCUCUAUCCUUGUCGCCUCCGCUUCCUUCUUCGUGUGACCGGUUCCAGUGUACACAGGAGACUUCUAAAUGUUUAUCGGAGCUUUAUCUAUUUUGUAUUGUUGUUUCUGCUUUUGAAAAAGUGCCAAUAUUGUGUCGUGUGUUACAGUGACUCUGUGAUGUGAUAUUAAAUUUUCUCUGACUCAUUGCAUUCUUGUUGGCACUUCUGAUCAACUCUCCUUGUACCAAAACUGGGGGGGAAAAAAAAGGGUUUGAGCGAGCGUGCAUGUUUUAAACAGAGUGGAACGUCAGUCCCCUUUGGUAGCCAGAUGAGGUUGGGCCAAAGUCUGAUGCCAUCAUUUUUGGUCUCUUUCUGCAGAUGAAAUGGAGAAAAGAACAAAAGCUCGGAAAUAAGGGAGAGGAGUGAAACACACAAAACAAGAGGGAGAUGAAUGGAGGCAGAGUGAGAGAGGAUGAUGAGACUGGCAUACAGAUAAGAAACAGGCGGAGAAGUGGAGUGACGGCAGAGGACAAAACAUAGAUAAAAGGAAUAGGAGAGAGAAAGGAAGUCAGUGCUGG